ACAGACUCCUGGCGGCGCCGCCCUGAGCGCGGGCCGCACGUAGCCGCCCCAGAGUGCGAGCAGAGCUGGGACACAUCGCGGGGCACCAACUUCUCCCCACUGGGACUCUUAACUGCCGUUGCGGGAGAUCGACCGCGUCCCACGGAGAACCCCUGAUCGCCCCUGCCCGGACCCCACUCUGCCCAGGCGGACCCCAGGCGGGGGGCCGAGGGCGCCCCCGGCGGCAGGGGCAUGCGCCGCCCGCGGCAUGGCCUCGGCGGUGUUUGAGGGCACAUCUCUCGUGAACAUGUUCGUGCGCGGCUGCUGGGUGAACGGGAUCCGCAGGCUCAUCGUCAGCCGGCGUGGCGAUGAGGAGGAGUUCUUCGAGAUCCGCACCGAGUGGUCGGACCGCAGCGUGCUCUACCUGCACCGCAGCUUCGCGGACCUGGGCCGCCUGUGCAAGCGCCUCCGCGACGCCUUCCCCGAGGACCGGUCUGAGCUGGCGCGCGCGCCGCUGCGGCAAGGACUGCUCGCCAUCAAGGGUGCACACGACAUAGAGACCAGGCUCAACGAGGUGGAGAAACUGCUGGAGACAGUCAUCAGCAUGCCCUGCAAGUAUUCUAGGUCUGAGGUUGUGCUCACCUUCUUUGAAAGAUCGCCUCUGGAUCAGGUGUUAAGAAAUGAUAAUGUCCACAAGAUCCAACCCAGCUUUCAAAGUCCCGUUAAAAUAUCAGAGGCUAAAGAAGGCACUGGAGCUCUCAGCACUGGAGUUGUAGACGGUUGUGAGCCAUCAGAAAUCAUGAGGUCCAAUGGAUUUUGUUUGGCAAACACAGAAACAAUAGUCAUUGACCACAGCAUACCCAACGGGAAGGACCAGCUUCUGGAUGCGGAUUCCACAGAGCAUUUGUUUGAAAAUGGUGGCGAGUUCACCGCAGAGCUGGAAGAUGGUGAUGACCCAGCAGCUUACGUCACCAACUUGUCCUAUUACCAUCUGGUUCCAUUUGAGACGGACAUUUUGGACUGAGCCCUCUCUGUCAGGCCUUCACUGCCUCCAUCCUUGACUGCGUGUCUUCAUGCUGUCUACCAGGCUCUCCCAAGGGAGGCCCCAAAGUUACUGCUCAGCCUGGGCCUCCUAGGGUCCUGGGGCUCAGCAGGCCUGAGUGUCUAGAAAAUGGAUGACCGCAGGCAGCUCUGAGGGGCCUUCCGCCUGCAGUCAGCCUGCCAGCCUGCCUCUUCUGGGAUGCCGGGCUGGACCAUGCUUCUUCUUGUCUUACUGUCGACUUGGGGAGCAUUCUUCUUGGUUGCAUGGCCCUGACUCCCCACUUUUCUCUUGUGUGUCAAAGGCACAAAGCAUUUCAAGAGGAGUUUUUGAUAAGUUACCAAGUUCUGGACCUCGUGGGCAGGGGAUAUUAAGUGACUCAGGACUUCCCUAAGGAGGAUUGUGGCUUUUUUUUUCUUUAUAUCUGCUACCUGGAAACUGGGUUUGGGGUGAGCUGGAAGGAGCAUUUACAUGACAUCAAGCCUGGAGAAGACUGCUGGCUUCAGGGAAGGGAAAGCAUUCACAGUCUUGUGUGUAUGAACCUGGUUGUAAAGUGUUCUUCCAGAGAAGAGAGCAUCGUCCUCACUGCCAGCACCUGUCAGCUCUUCUACCAGGCAGUGACACAGCAGUCACCACAGCCUAGGGUGCUCGAAGUCCCUCCCCUGGUAUGAGUACCAGGAUGAAUCAGAAAGGAAGGGAUGGGGAGGAAGCUUACAGCUUACAGCUUGGACCACAAAAGGUCUGAGUCCUGCAAGCUCAUGUCCUCACUGUGUCUACUAAUGACCAGCACUUGCUAAUGUAAAUAAUAGUAAAUUAUUGAAAAUUCUAAUUCUUUUACACAGUCUGUUUUUAAUCUAUUUUAAUUAAAUAAAAUCUAUUGUUCUACUUUGA
Molecule: messenger RNA, 1909 nt
Organism: Apodemus sylvaticus (European woodmouse)
Lineage: Eukaryota; Metazoa; Chordata; Mammalia; Rodentia; Muridae
Gene: Pxdc1
Product: PX domain containing 1
Exons: 6
Coding region: 248-1003 (251 amino acids)
Molecular function (GO): phosphatidylinositol binding
Source: RefSeq, a predicted model, not a curated record